UGUGUUUAAAGAAGAUUGAAGAUGGCGACCAGCUCGGAGCGCAGUCCUCCUCCGUUCCCCGACUCCGAGGACCAAGAUGUGCUGGACACUGAAGAAGUCCGAGGCCGAGACAGCGAUGAAGACGACGGGGACGAGGACCUCUUCCUGAGCGCGAGCGACCCUCCACUGAUCGAAGUGGACACUACACAGCCACCUGCCAGCGAUCCCAGUGAUGUUACGACAGAGCCUCCCACCGACAUCAUGGACGCUCCACUAAUCGAGCCCAUCAGCAGCCAAACAGAAACCAAACCAGUGAGCGAAGUCGCCAGCGAACCCUCGGAUGAUUUCGUUGAUCUUACAAACAACAUAAUCGACUCUCCCGAUGAGCCAGUUGCAGCUGAAAGUGCCGUUGCAGACGCAGUGAAAGACACAACUCGGCUUCCUCUAGAUGAACCCUCUGAUGAUUUUGAGGAUAUAUUUGGAAGUGAAACUGAAGCGCCACAAGAGGAAGUUCUGGUAGCAGAUGUUACCGUCGAAGCAGCAACCGAUAAAAAUGAAGUGACCAGUGAUGUUACAAAUCCACCUGCUGAUGGGAAAACAGGAAGUGAUGAGGAACAGGAAGCAAAAGAAACUUCCACUGAUCCAAUCCUCGACCUCAGUGAUGAUAUGCCAGCCAGCGACACGCAACAGCCACCACCUGCCAGUGAGAAAUUUGUCGACCCUUUGGUUGACCUCCUUAGUGACGCUCCACCCGUCGUUGAAGCCAAAAUACCCACCCGGGCAACAGUCGACCUGUUUGAAGAUGAGGGAAGCGACUUGUUCACAGAAUCUCGGCAGACUAAACCUGCCAAGCAGCCACAGAAAAGCCUCUUCGGUGAACCUGAUGAGGAUCUGUUCGGUGAGCCGCUGGGUGCCACCUCGAAGAAAACCGUCAGCAAAGAGCAGAAGGACAAACCUGUCACAACCAAAGUUGCUGCUGAUGUUAGCAGCACAGGGGGGCCUCUGCUGGAGAGCAGUCCUGCAGAACCCGCUGAUAUCUUCACUGAGGAAGCUGUCACCACAGUGCCCAGCGUCAAAACCACCAGCACUGUCAACUCCAAGACUAACGGAGUCCACUCUGAAGAGGAGACGGAUAUAUUUGCAGAAGCCACAGUGGAGCUUUCCCUCGACAGUCCACGGGACGAGAGAAAGAAAGAUGCGACGGCCAAACCGUCUGCGUCCGCCCCCUCUCUGUCAGCAGCUGCCAGCCUGGCCAAGCCACAGUCUGCUGCCCUGGAGGAGUUGGAAGAAGAGGAAGAAGAAGAGCAGGAUGACAAAUUUGAGAUCUUUGUCUCUGUUAAAGACCCUGAAAAAAUAGGGGACGGGAUGAAUGCUUACAUGGCCUACAAAGUAACCACACAGAGCCAACUGCCCAUGUUCCGUAAUAAGGUAUGUACAGUGAGGCGACGCUUCAGCGACUUCCUCGGCCUCUACGAGAAGCUGUCUGAAAAACAUGGACCAAAUGGAUACAUCGUGCCUCCACCACCAGAGAAGAGCAUCCUGGGUAUGACAAAGGUGAAGGUGGGAAAGGAAGAUUCUUCUUCUGCAGACUUUGUUGAGAGAAGAAGAGGCGCUUUGGAGAGGUAUCUCCAGAGAGUGGUAAAUCACCCGUCGCUGAUCCAGGAUCCAGAUGUCAGAGAGUUCCUGGAGAGAGAGGAAUUGCCCAGAGCAGUGAGCACCCAGGCUCUGAGCGGCGCCGGCUUUCUGAAGAUGAUCAACAAAGCAACAGAUGCUGUCAGUAAAAUGACCAUCAAGAUGAAUGAGUCAGACGUGUGGUUUGAGGAGAAGCUGCAGGAGGUGGAGUCUGCAGACCAGCAGUUCAGGAAGCUCCACGCGCUGGUGGAAUCUCUGGUCGUCCACAGGAAAGAGCUGUCGUUAAACACAGCCAGCUUUGCCAAAAGCACGGCCAUGCUGGGCAGCGCAGAGGACAACACUGCUCUGUCCCGAGCUCUCUCUCAGCUGGCCGAGGUGGAGGACAAGAUGGAGCAGCUGCACCAAGAACAGGCUGCGAACGACACCUUCGGCUUUGCAGAACUGAUCGCAGAUUACAUCCGCCUGCUCGGAGCCGUGAGGGGGUCGUUUGAUCACCGGAUGAAGGCGUGGCAGCGCUGGCAGGAUGCUCAGACUGUGCUGCAGAAGAAAAGGGAGACUGAGGCCAAACUGCUGUGGGCCAACAAGCCCGACAAACUGCAGCUGGCCAAAGAGGAGAUCGCUGAGUGGGAGGCCAAAGUGACGCAGUACGAGAGAGACUUUGAAAGAGUUUCUGCAACUGUGCGCAAGGAAGUCAUCCGCUUUGAGAAAGAAAAAGCCAAGAACUGUAAACGAGAGAUAAUUAACUACUUGGAGUGUCUGCUUCAGUCUCAGCAGCAGCUCAUAAAGUACUGGGAGGCUUUCUUACCAGAAGCAAAAGCAAUCGCCUAAUCCUCGAGCACCAGCCUUUUGGAUGACAGAACAGGCUGCCUUCUUCUUAUACACUUUACCUCUUGCCUUUAAACCAAGGAAAAUGCGCGCAUUGUAAAGGGAGAUACAAUCAACCUGUUUUUUUAAUCACCUUUAACAUAUAGCUCUGUACUCUAUUGUAUUAAUAAUUGUAUAUUUUCAUUUAACCUUCCACAAAUAUUUUCUUAUUAGAUGAAAAGAGUUUGCAUAUACAAAAGAUAUGGACACACGAAAAGAGAAUAGAUGAAUGAUUCCAUUGAUUUCCACAAGAGAAGGGAAAUGAAGCGAGUUGUCGCUCUCAGGAUUUUCUCCCUCGUGUGAUCAGGAGCUCCUUCACAUCAGCAGUGGUUAAUUGUUUACAGCGCGGCUGCUCUCUCAUCAAAUAUUUCUGGGGACCCAGAUGAAGAAAGUGGCCAAGAGUCUCAGUCUAUUUCUUCUUUUUAAUGACUCAAAGGGAUAAAAAAAAAAAAUACAGUUAAAUAACAUUUAUGAGCACUUCCACCAGGUGGAUAAAGUACUUAAGUACCAGCCAUGUUUUUUUGUUUUGUUUUUCUUUCAGAUUGAAAAUACUGUUGAUGCUGAGGGGGGGAUGCAGGGUGUUGAGAGGCAUUAGAUUAGCGGCGUCUACAGCUGUGGUCAAGGGUUGCAUUGUAGGUCAAAGCUUGUGAGUUAAAUAUUUUAGAUUUCAAUCAUAGUGCAAACUUUACUCUUAUAACUACACAUGUCUGUGCCUUUUAAGUCAGAAUGGUGUUUUUGGUGUAACGUAGGUUUGGGAGAAAGUUGUACACAGUUGUGGGCAGCGCAGAGGCUUGUUAACAGUUACUUCCACAACAGCCAUAAUGAUAUAAUGCUGUCAAUGCUGAGGUUACAGAACAAUUCUGCUGUCGUCAUGUUUAGAGGAAUAUUUCACCACCCAAAUGACCAUCUGUAAACUUGCCCUGUGUUAUGUUAACUUUGUUAGGGACACUUUGUUUUUGUUGCACGUCUCUGAUGAACGAAGAAUCCAACAACAGAAAAAGUUUUUGAUGAAUUGAGGUGUUAGGCCCUGAUCACACAGAAAGCGUUUUUGCAGCUGGAGGCGGCUUUUUGUAAUUGUUUUUAAUGAGAGUGAAUCUUUUUGCUUGCGGCUUUUGCCUUGCCACACACCUUGUGUUUCUGCGCUCUUGGCACCUGUCGUUUUUGCCAGAGCGAUCGGAACUCAAAUUGAAAAAACGUCAUCUCUUUCUUUCAUCAUCUUUUCCCCUAUUGUCCAAUCAGAUUAUUUUAGAGGCGGGCCAUCUGUGGUGGUCAUGACAACAAGUUUACAGUGAGUAAACAAUGGAGGAGAAACUGCUGGUAGUGGCUUUGAAGAGAGCAACGAUAAGUUUCACUUUAAGUACUGGGCAAACAACUGGAUAAAUGAGACUUGCAAGAGUUGUUUUUACGGAUAUUUUGAUAUUAGAUAUUUCUUCAAAGUCAAUGUCAUGCAGGGUAAGUGAUAAAUAUUCAGUUGGUCAUUUGAGAGGUGAAAUAUUCCUUUAAGCCCAUUUACUACAAAUUAAGUGUUUUUCCUCUAUAUUCUUGCUUCUAACUGCAAAGAUUUUUGUUUUGUUGUUUUCCAACUUCUCCAGACAGUCUUUGCAUUGCAUUAAAAUCAGCCUGCACAUACUCGUAGCAGGUAAUCUUCACAGUGAACAUCACGUCUGAGUCUGUUUAUGUCAAAGUUGUUGCGUCAUUGUUGUGGGGGAUUGCUACAGUAAGUGUCAUAUGUUGACACUUUUUAAGGCAUUACCCAGCAACAAUGAUUGACUUUGAGGAAAGCACAGUAAAUGCUGACAUGUCCGCUGUGAGGAUUAGCUUUCUCAAGCAAGAUUCAAGUCUCUGCAAGUGAACUUUGAUGCUGCAGUAGUGAAAUGAACACACACACAGAAACCAAAGGCUACCUGGAGGGGAGGAUUCUGAGUCCUGCUCUGAGAUAGGGUUGGCUGUAGUAUUAGGGCUGAAGCUAACAAUUAUUUUUAUUUUCCGUUAUUCUUUCAGUUAUUUUGGUGACCUCUUGAAAUAGUUUUACCUGACUAGCAGAUUUUUUUUUGUUUGUUUUUUUUUAAAGGUACCCUGUGGAGUUUUUGAUCAGUGAUAGUGUAACAGAACUGGUGUUUUUUCAGUUUGGUCCCAAUUUUGGUUGGUAUCUCACAGUGGUGAUGCAAAACGCAGUCCUGCUGAUGGCUUUCUGCUUUUCUACUGAUCAACACUUGGUGGCAGUGACAUGCCAAGAAACAGCAAUGUGCCAACAAAGACAAGAAAUAAGAAUUAGACUGCUAGGUAGUAAACAAGGAUACAAGCAAUAUACGUUUGAGAUUCUUCCAAAAAAAUUGUUUUACACCAUGCAUUCAACACAUUUGUUAGACCUCUAAGAUAUACAGUCUACUAAUCGGUGAAUGUAAACAGUACUGUUACCAAAAAAAAUCACAGGGUACCUUUUAUUUUCUGAUGAUAAAAAUCUUUAAAAAAAUCCUGACAUUUGAUAAAGUGGAAGCAGUUGGGCAGUUUUUGCAUGAUAUUGUGAGUGAUUAUCAGAUUUACCUGUCUCUGGAACAGUUAAUGAUUUCAUGAUAUAAUAGUGUGUGUGAUUUCUAGUAAAUGGGCAACAACAUGCAAAAAAGGCUUGUUACUGACUCGUAGACAUGAGGUUAAUGUCAAAUACUAAAAGUACUGAUGUCAUAUUGAACCUAAUGCUUCCCUGAAGCCUCAGUCUGCAGUUUGACAAGUUUAGUUUUAACAUCAAACGGUUGAAAACCUGUGUCACAUGUGGCACUGCUACCAUCGUUCGACUACAGCUUUAAUUUCACAUUUGCACAAACUUAAAAUUAAGCCGCAUAGUGACGAGUUUCACUGUAUCAUUUUUUGUCAUCUCUUGACUUGCAGGCAUUUCUUUGCACAGUUUUUUUUUUCCUUUUUUGACAAUUAGAUGCACGCUUGUUUUCAACUGUUGUUUGACAGCACUCAAAUAAAACUGGUUGUUAGUGUGGCCUAAAACUGUAUGUCAUCACUUGUCAGUGUGCAGAGCAACGUCAGCACUGUGUCAUAGAAAUUUCUUUUAAAAUAAAUCAAUAAAAGUUGCACUGUUUACACUUGGAAUUUGAUUAAGAA
This is a messenger RNA of Epinephelus lanceolatus (giant grouper), 5586 nucleotides long. RefSeq names its product sorting nexin 1a (gene snx1a). Gene Ontology annotation, cellular component: endosome membrane; endosome. The record is from RefSeq and is a predicted model, not a curated record. NCBI's taxonomy places the organism in Eukaryota, Metazoa, Chordata, Actinopteri, Perciformes, Serranidae. Gene Ontology annotation, molecular function: phosphatidylinositol binding. Gene Ontology annotation, biological process: early endosome to Golgi transport; intracellular protein transport.